This is a messenger RNA of Cucumis sativus (cucumber), 820 nucleotides long. RefSeq names its product 18.1 kDa class I heat shock protein. The transcript has a single exon. Lineage: Eukaryota; Viridiplantae; Streptophyta; Magnoliopsida; Cucurbitales; Cucurbitaceae. The record is from RefSeq and is a predicted model, not a curated record. Bases 157 to 636 code for a protein of 159 amino acids. Gene Ontology annotation, biological process: protein complex oligomerization; response to salt stress; response to hydrogen peroxide.
CGCGAAUCCACUCCCUUCUUCUGUUGCUUCCUAUUUAAAUCCCUCAAACCACUCGGUUGAUUGUCAUCCAGAAAUCAUCCAACGAGAUAAUUCCCACUUCUGCAAAACACUCUCUUUCGAUCCAAUCUACUUCUUCCAACUUCAAAUUCAACAACCAUGGCUCUCGUUCCAAGCAUUUUCGGUGGUCGCCGCAGCAACGUCUUCGACCCCUUUUCAUUGGACAUUUGGGAUCCCUUCGAAGGCUUCCCCUUUUCAAACUCCUUGGCCAACGCUCCCUCCUCUGCUCGUGAAACCUCUGCUUUCGCCAACACUCGCAUCGACUGGAAGGAGACCCCACAAGCCCACAUCUUCAAGGCUGAUCUUCCCGGAAUCAAGAAGGAAGAAGUCAAAGUAGAAGUCGAAGAAGGCAGAGUUUUGCAAAUCAGUGGAGAGAGGAGCAAAGAGCAGGAGGAGAAGAAUGACAAAUGGCACAGAAUUGAACGGAGCUGUGGGAAGUUCAUGAGGAGAUUCAGGCUGCCUGAGAAUGCUAAAGUGGAGGAGGUGAAAGCCAGCAUGGAGAAUGGAGUUCUGACUGUGAUGGUGCCUAAAAUGGAAGAGAAGAAGCCUGAGAUCAAGUCCAUUGACAUCGCUGGUUGAACCUUAUGGUGUUCAUUCUGAGUACUGAGUCUGGGCUUUGUCUCUGCCUCUGUUUGUUUACUAUAUUAUGGAAGAAUGAGCUGUGUUAAUGUGUUUUGUGAACGUUUGUAACUUUUGUUGAAACGCUAUGUGUUUGGUUGUGUAUAAUGAGAAUAAAUAUAAUCCAAGUUGUUCCUUAAGUUUC